Messenger RNA from Zophobas morio, 1469 nucleotides. It is a transcript of the gene RagA-B, whose product is annotated as ras-related GTP-binding protein A. Gene Ontology annotation, molecular function: GTPase activity; GTP binding. NCBI's taxonomy places the organism in Eukaryota, Metazoa, Arthropoda, Insecta, Coleoptera, Tenebrionidae. Bases 269 to 1192 code for a protein of 307 amino acids. The transcript is spliced from 3 exons. Gene Ontology annotation, biological process: cellular response to starvation; negative regulation of autophagy. The record is from RefSeq and is a predicted model, not a curated record. Gene Ontology annotation, cellular component: lysosome; nucleus; Gtr1-Gtr2 GTPase complex.
CUGGUGACUUGAGUGACACAACUGUCAACGGCUAGGGACUUUUGUCGACAGAAAGCGGACCAGGAUGGGCUUUGGGUUAAAUUACGUGUAAAUACACCCAUUUGUGGGGGAAAUCAAACACAUUAUUAAACACGUGUGGGUAUUUUUUCUUAAAGUUUGUUACUAGGAGUACGAAGAUUGUGACAAAGGCAACCGUUGACGGAAUGAUGUAUCGCGUCCUGUCAUUAGUGUGAUUUUCUUGGCCGAGUUUCCACCCCACAACACAAAAAUGAAGAAAAAGGUCCUCCUCAUGGGCAAAAGCGGCUCCGGCAAGACCAGCAUGCGGUCCAUAAUCUUCGCCAACUACAUCGCCCGCGACACCCGCAGACUGGGGGCCACAAUCGACGUGGAGCACUCCCACGUCCGCUUCCUCGGCAACCUAGUCCUCAACCUGUGGGACUGCGGAGGCCAGGAAGCCUUCAUGGAGAACUACUUCGCCUCCCAACGCGACAACAUCUUCCGCAACGUGGAAGUCCUCAUCUACGUCUUCGACGUGGAAAGCCGCGAACUGGAAAAAGACAUGCACUACUACCAGUCCUGUCUGGAAGCCAUCCUCCAGAACUCGCCUGAAGCCAAAGUCUUUUGUCUGAUCCACAAAAUGGACCUGGUGACCGAGGACCAACGAGAGAUUAUUUUCAAAGAGCGCGAAGCCGAUUUGAAGAGGCUGUCGCUGCCGUUGGAAUGCACGUGUUUUAGGACUUCCAUUUGGGACGAAACGUUGUACCGGGCUUGGUCGAGUAUAGUCUAUAUGUUAAUUCCAAACGUGAAAGAGCUUGAGAAUAGUCUACAACAAUUUGCGAAUAUCGUGGACGCCGACGAAGUCCUUUUGUUCGAAAGAGCGACUUUCCUGGUGAUUUCGCACUGCCAGAGGAGGCAUCACCGAGACGUACAUAGGUUCGAAAAAGUGUCGAACAUCAUAAAGCAGUUUAAAUUGUCGUGUUCGAAGUUGGCUGCGCAGUUCCAGAGCAUGGAAGUGCGGAAUUCGGCCUUCGCGGCCUACAUAGAUAUGUUCACUAGUAAUACGUACGUGAUGGUGUGUAUGUCCGACCCGCAGAUCCCGUCGGAGGUCACCCUUAUUAAUAUUAGGAACGCGCGGAAGCACUUCGAGAAGCUAGAGAAGGUGUCGAGUUCGGCUCCCAUUGGUCACCGUUGAGAGGGUGGGGGGAGGAAGUUGUGCCAAAUGCCGAUGCGAUAAGUACAAUUAAGGUUAAAGCAGCAUAUCCAGAUUUGCAAAUGCAAUAUUUUGUAGAUAUUAUCUAUAUUAAUUUUUUAUUUAUUAUUAUACACUGUAUGUUUAUAGAUAGGUACUUACGGAGGUGCUACGAAUAAUGAUUAAGUGAAAAUGGAUGCGCGAUCUUCUGGCUCACUCGUCACUAGCUUAAAUAUGAGGGGUUUAAUAAAAUGUGCGACUUUACGUCAAUCUAAAUAUA